GAUAGUUAUGUUACGGCUAUUUUUGUACUGAUAUGAUCAUGAGAAAUGGAAACAUUCAGCCCCUCGAUCCUGCUCCGCCGUUCACUAGGAUCGUGGUUGAUCUGACAUUUCUCAAGUCUACUGUCCUGCCAUUUCCCUGUAACUCUCGAUGGCCCUUCUGAUGAAAAAUUAAUCUCUGUCAGCCUUAACUACUCUGUCCCCUACAGUUCUCUGUGGCUUUAAGGAAGACCCUGUGGUAAUUCUGUUGGGCUGGGGAGGCUGUCAAGACAAGCACUUAUCAAAAUACAGCUAUAUGUACAAAAAUCAGGGUUGUAUAGUUCUCAGAUAUAUUGCUCCAUGGCAGCAGAUAUUUUUCACUGGAAUCUUCAGCAGAAAUCUCCAUUGCACAGCGAGAAAACUAUUAAAUCUUUUGUUUGACAUUGGCAUAGAAGGGCAUCCAAUCUUGUUCCAUGUUUUCAGUAAUGCUGGAAGCAUGCUGUACCGCCACAUAGUUGAACUCCAGUGUAACAAAACUGAAAUUUAUUUCACUAAGUUAAGAGUAGUUGGCACGAUUUUUGAUAGUGCACCUGGAAACCGAAACCUCCAGGGUAGUAUCCGUGCACUCAAGACUGUCUUGGGUUCUUCAACCAAUGUUAUUAUAAAGUGUAUUGCAAUUCCUGCAUUUGUUUUGAUUGUAGUACUUAAAGUUCUACUUUACCCAGUAACACAAUUUGUCUCCCUAUCAUUCUAUGAUGCAUUGAAGGUGGACCCAUCAAGGUGGCCUCAACUUUUCUUGUAUUCAAAAGCAGAUAAAAUUAUUUAUUAUAAGGAUGUGGAGUCAAUGAUCAAAAUUAGAAAAAUGCAGAAUAUUCAGGUGCAAUCUAUGGAUUUCAAAACAUCACAGCAUGUUAACCACUUCAGAGAAUUCCCUGAUGAGUAUUCUAACAAGUGCAUAAAUUUCCUCAAAGAAUGCAUUCGGAAAACAGCUUUAUUUAGAUUAUUUGACAAAAAAAAUGUAAUGCAAUGACCAACUUGAAGUCCAAGGUGGCAGUUUUAACAUAACAUUUUUAGAAAGAAGGAUAUCAGCCAGUACUGCCCUGUUUGUUGUUGAAUGAGUCCUACCAGAAAGUGCACACCCAAGUUUUGGGUGACCAGUGGCAUUAAGCUUAAUUAUAUGAUACCCUUCAUAUCUGAAUAACCUGUUAGUGAUUGUUCUCAUAUGCGAAAUGGCAACUUCAGUGAAAUCUGAAGGUUGAUGACACCCAACAUUUUAGCACCUUCAAUGUCAGGAAUUAGGAAGUUUUUAAAAUUUUCAAGUAUCUCAGGAUGUGUUGAUAUGCCUUUUAUUUAAAAAUGUUUGUGAUAAUUUUUGGAGAUUUUGCACAAAAAUGUUGGAAAACUAGCAAUAGUCACAAUGCCAGGUCCAACAGCCAAACUAUAUUUGUAAUUUAUGUUCUGGUAAUGUAAGAUCAAUCAAUCAUUAUCUCUAAAUUAUUUGUAUAAUAGAAGUAAACACAACAUAUUUAGUACUUUUGUAUGACAAAAAUGUAUUAACAGAGCAAUAUUAUUUUGUAUAGUUUACAGAAUUGGAAGAAUGUUCAAAUUAAUUUUCUGGGCAAGAGCCAGAACUUAUAAUUCCAUUUCUAAUUUUCCUGGGAAGGCGAUGGUGGUUUUCCUAAACUGUUGCAAUUCUUGUGGUUUAGCUUCUUGACAGUGCUAUAAGGCAGGGAGUUCCAGAGUUUUGACUGGUCUACAGUGAAAGACUUUAAAUAUUUUUAUUCCUUGUGACAUUCCUUAAAAUAUACCUCUUUGGUUGUGCUUUUUGUCACCUGUCCUAAAAUCUCUAUCAAACUUGGUACUGAACUACAUAUUGCUGUCAAAAGCCUUGGUUCAUUUUAGUGUGAAAUAUAUAUUUUUAAGUGUAAAUUAUCAAUGUUUUGCUUCUGGAUAAUUUGGCUGAAAACAUGUUGCCCAGAACUUGGCACCACCAUAGCCAUGCAAGUAAACUUUAUAAGCCUCUCCAUCCUAUAUAUUAAAGUCUUGCACUGGAUCUUUAUUUUGGUUCCUGAGUUAACCUUUUGUCUGCAGCUUUUAGAAAGUAAUUCUUAAAAAGUAUGCUCAAAGUUUUUAGGUUUUAUUUGUAGUGAUUUUUUUAAAACCAUUUUGAACUGCUACUGGUGUCAACUUUUGGCAUUGAAAUUGGAUUUAUUAUCUUAGUGUCUUAUCUGCACGUAUGUGGCAUGUUCCCAUUCUGGCCUCCGUGCAUAUUUCUAAUGUUAAUGAGAAUUUGCAAGUUUGGCAGUGUUCACAUAUGAUCUUUGUCUGAAUUUUUCUCUACUGCAAGCCACAACACAGGUUGGUUUCAGCUUCAGCAUCUUUCAUCCUAUCAUUCAAGGAAUGGAUCCAAUGAAUUCUUGAGUACUUGUGAUGCAAUCUUUAUAAUAAUGAAGUAAGAAAAAUCCUCUAUCUUUUUGGAUUUACUGUGACUUGAAGAUGAAUUUGAUAGGUCUUUCAUGUUUCCUUUUUUUUGUCAAACUUAAAUCCCUCUCUCUGUCUUGCAUUGCCUCCCUGAGGAAAGGAGGAGGAAAAUGAUACAGUGAUAGUGUCACUGAACGAGUAUUCCAGAAGCCCAGAUUAAUGUCCAAGGAGCAAGGAUUCAAAUUCCACCUCCAACAGAUAUUGGAAUUUAAAUGCAAUUAAUAAAAUAAAUUAUAUUAGAUGUGAAAUGCUAAUUGUCUCUACAUGGGUGGUGUCAGAGCUGCUGUGUUUCUGUUUUUAAUCCUAUGAAACUAUCAUUUUUCCUAUAUCCUUCAGGGAAGGAAAUCUGCCAUCCUUACCUUGUCUGGUCUACAUGUGACUCCAGUUCCACAGCAAUCUGGUUCUUAACUGCUGUCUGUUCCGUUGAAGGAUAAUUAGGGAUGGGCAACAGAUACUGUCUUUGCCAAUAACACCCACAUUUCAUCAAAAAAUACAUUUUUGAAACAUUGCUGAAUUUUAAAGCAGAAAUAUCUGACUCUGGUCAGUUUGCUUCAAAUGUUCACUGAUAAAUUAAUUAUUUUCUCUUUUUGGUAAUUCAAAUUGUUCCUGGCCGAAAAAAAGGGCCAUGAAAAGAAUCUGUGAUUACUGGGUAGGUGGCAUUGAGGCUAUAACUUGAUCUGUGUGAUCUUACUGAGUCCUGGGCAGAUUAAAGGGUUUAAAUGGCCAACUCCUGCUUUUAAUUCAUAUGUUCAUAAACAAAUGACAAGGUCACGGUGUAUAUCAAUGCAUUUGC
Molecule: messenger RNA, 3250 nt
Organism: Stegostoma tigrinum
Lineage: Eukaryota; Metazoa; Chordata; Chondrichthyes; Orectolobiformes; Stegostomatidae
Gene: tmem53
Product: transmembrane protein 53
Exons: 3
Coding region: 293-1006 (237 amino acids)
Source: RefSeq, a predicted model, not a curated record